GCCCCUUCGACUCAUCUCUUCCGUUUCAACCGCUCAACAUACCUCCUCCACAGUAAUGGCGUUUGAACAGUUUGUUUUCUCAAGCAUCCUCCCUUGGUUGCUUAUAAAUGUCGUGCCACUGCUAUUCCAUCAAUUUUCCGCUUCUGCCCUGUUCUACUCUGAUUUUUCAGGUAUACUACUUAAAGGUCAGAUUUUUCAGAUUUUUCAGGUAUACUACUUAAAGGUCAGAUUUUUCAGGUUGGAACGUUUGUUGGCAAUUUGAUCUCAGUGUGUUUCAUCUGGGGGCUUGAGAGAUCGUUUGCAGUUUGAGCUGAACGAAUUUCAUCUGGAGGUUGUUAUGGCAAAAGCACUUGACUUAGUGGACAUCACCCCACAAAUGAGAGGAUGGAGUUGUCAAGUACGUAUUGUGAAAAAAUUCGAUGAAAAGUUGUCAACCAACACACCUGGAAAACGUUUCAUGCAAAUCCUGCUUGAAGACAAACAGGGAAUCCGAGUUCAAGCGGUGGUUUUUGACAACGACAUCCCAAGAUACAACUCCACACUCCAUCUUGACUCCUGCUACACCAUUUCCAAUGCGAAUGUCAAACCUUAACGCCCUAAUUACAGUGUUCCAGAUGAGAGAGUAUACAACGCUUUCUAUGAUGUUUACCACUGCAUGAAAUCUGGAAUUGAAAUCUACAAACUCCCAAAGGAAGUCAUUCCCACCAGUAAGGGUGAUAAACAUAUCAAGGAGAUUGUGUUGGUCGAUGAAAAGCUGAAACCAAUAGCACUUACUCUUUGGGGAGAUUUUGCUGAUACUGAGGGAAGCGAAAUUGUCAACUUGCUGAAUGUGAACGAAUACCCCCUCAUAUCUAUUGAAAAUAUAGGUGUCACACCCUUCAAAGGUAUUUCAUUGUGCACAAAACCCCAUUCUACGGUAACAAUCAAUCCUAUAUCUUCAAGAGCUCAACAAUUGCAAAAGUGGGCAGUUGAAAAUCGUCCUACUCUUGAUGCACUCAAGAUAUGCCGUGAAUACAAUAAUGCUGCAAUUAACCUUGCAAUUCCAGUCGUUGAUGAAAUUUCUAAAAUAUCUGAAGUACCUCCAUCAAUUGAUCCGACGAAACCCGUUUGGAUUCACGGCAAAAUCAAUCUACAGCUUGAAGGUGAUAGUCUUUGGUACAUGGCUUGUAGCAACUGUUUGAAAACAGUUUAUGCAGAUUCUGAUACAAGGUUUUUUUGCAUGCAUUGUGGUACGGAGGAUGCAAUUGCUACUCCAAGAUCCAGAGCGAAUGUCUCAAUCACUGAUACUACUUCAACAAUUGAAGCCUCGGUUUUUGGGCAAUGCGUGGAAAAACUUCUGCUCAUGACUAGCAAACAAAUUAUGGAAGUAGAGCUACAGGGUAAGAAGGCAUCAUUUCAAUAUGCAAACAAGCGCUUGGAUAAGGAAGAGUAUAUUGUACAACUGAGGUCACAAUCAAGUACUUAUCAAACCAACCCAGGACCCUCCUACACCAUAACAUCUUUGCAUGAUGCAUCUCAUUACAUUGUCACAACCAACAUUGAUCCAUCAACCCCUCCUUCAUCAAAGAUGAAGCUCCCACACUCGGGAGUAGAAGAUUACUUAUCACCAUUACCCACUACUUCUAUUACUCCAACUAUUUUCCUAGAACUAUUGUUUUAAUUUUCUUUCAAACGCU
Cuscuta europaea is the source of this 1676-nucleotide messenger RNA. NCBI's taxonomy places the organism in Eukaryota, Viridiplantae, Streptophyta, Magnoliopsida, Solanales, Convolvulaceae. The record is from the annotation of a GenBank genome assembly.